Messenger RNA from Adineta ricciae, 3732 nucleotides. Lineage: Eukaryota; Metazoa; Rotifera; Eurotatoria; Adinetida; Adinetidae. The record is from the annotation of a GenBank genome assembly.
AUGAAAACGUUUCUAUUUUUGAGUAUAGUGAUACAGACUUUUGUAUUGCAAGCACGAACGAAUGAAUGUCAAUUGACGCUAAAUGAUGAUACUGUAUUUCAACAAAUUCCGAUCAAAACCGCUCGUCGAAUGACGAUUACUGGUCGUUUAUUAGAUUAUACAACGCAUUGUCAGAAAAGUAUAAAUAAUGCAAAGAUUGAAANUUCAUAUAAACAUUCAAAUAUGAAAACGUUUCUAUUUUUGAGUAUAGUGAUACAGACUUUUGUAUUGCAAGCACGAACGAAUGAAUGUCAAUUGACGCUAAAUGAUGAUACUGUAUUUCAACAAAUUCCGAUCAAAACCGCUCGUCGAAUGACGAUUACUGGUCGUUUAUUAGAUUAUACAACGCAUUGUCAGAAAAGUAUAAAUAAUGCAAAGAUUGAAAUUAUUUGCCUCCAGUUGAAUCACCGAUCAGCAUGUUCUGAUGUUCAUUAUACAGAUUCUCGUGGUUAUUUCAAUCUAACAACGGAUUUCAAACAGGAGAUGUUUUUACGAGUUACAGCACAAAGUUACCAAACGAUUCAUAAAAGAAUUCCUAUACCAUCGGAUCAUCACCCAUCAGAAGAAAUUGUCCUAGAUUGGCAGAUUGUUUUAACAACAAAGGUCGAUUCUAAUCAACGUAUGAAAUCGAUUGUUGAUAAACUCUUAUCUGAAAUGACAUUAGAUGAAAAAAUUGGUCAGUUAAAUCUCGAAGGUGUUGGAUUUAAUAACGAUGGUCCAAUUAUCAGUAAAGAAUUACGAGAGAAGUUGCAACGUGGUGAAGUCGGUGGUGUACUGGGUGUUUAUACUCCAAAAGCGGCUCGUAUAUUACAGGAACUUGCAAUAAAUAGUUCUCGCCUUCACAUACCUCUUAUUUUCGGUUUUGAUGUUAUUCAUGGACACAAAACAGUUUUUCCAAUUCCAUUAGCUAUGAGUGCGACAUGGAAUAUGACAUUAAUUGAACACAGUGCACGUAUUGGAGCUAUAGAAGCAACCGCCGAUGCUCUGAAUUGGGUGUUUUCACCCAUGGUUGACAUAGCACAUGAUCCUCGGUGGGGAAGAAUUUUAGAGGGCGCUGGCGAAGAUCCUUGGUUAGGCAGUCAGGUAGCGGCCGCGAUGGUACGUGGAUAUCAGGCAAACAAUUUGAGCCGUAUCGAUACAGUUGCGGCGUGCUUCAAACAUUUCGGUUUAUAUGGUGCAGCUGAGAGUGGCAGAGACUACAAUACGGUCGAUAUGAGUCCUAUACGAAUGUAUGAAUUUUACCUUCCUCCUUAUCGUGCUGCUGUUGAUGCGGGUGCUGGUAGCGUAAUGACAUCAUUCAAUGAAAUCAAUGGUGUUCCUUCAACAGCCAAUCAAUGGUUACUCACGGACUUACUUCGUGGUCAAUGGAAUUUUACUGGGUUUGUUGUGACAGAUUCAACAGCAAUUAGCGAACUGAUUGUUCACGGUCUCGGUAAUUUACAAGAAGUUAGCGCACGAUCGAUCAAUGCGGGCGUCGAUAUGGAUAUGGGUAGUGAUGCGUUCUUAACGACAUUGAAUCAAUCUGUACAGCAAGGAAAAGUAUCCGAGCAGACAAUUGAUCAAGCAUGUCGUCGUAUAUUGGAAGCGAAAUAUAAACUAGGUUUGCUGGACGAUCCAUUUCAUUAUGUGAAUGAAACACGUGCCCAAACGGAGAUAUUUACCAAAGAGAAUCGUUUAGCUGCAAGAGAUUUUGCUCGUCGUUCGUUUGUUCUCCUGAAAAAUGAUAAGCAAAUCUUACCGUUAGCACGAUCGAAUCUAACGAUCGCAUUGAUUGGACCGUUGGCCGAUGAUCAUAGAAAUUUACUUGGUGCAUGGAGUGGAGGUGGUGAUUGGCGACAAUCGGUAAGUGUUCUCGAAGGUAUAAACCAACUUGUGGGAAGUCAAAUUCAUGUUUUACAUGCCAAAGGAGCAAAUCUUCUUGAAGAUCCAAUGAUGCUCAAAUUAUUAAAUGCCUACGGUGGCGAUAUUGUCUUGGAUAAUCGAACAGCUGCAGAAAUGAUUGACGAAGCGCUUGCAAUGGCACACAAAUCAGAUGUGAUUGUUGCUGUCGUUGGCGAAACUCAAGGUAUGACUGGUGAAGCAGCGAGUCGAGCUGAUAUUGGACUACCUGUAUGUCAGCAACGUUUACUUCAAGCAUUGUUCAAUGCCAGCAAACCUGUGGUGAUCGUCUUGAUGAAUGGACGACCGUUGACUUUAACGUGGGAAGAUCAGUAUGCCACAGCAAUUCUAGAAACAUGGUUUGCGGGGACAGAAACAGGCAAUGCUAUCGCUGAAGUACUCUUUGGAUUUUAUAAUCCUGCUGGAAAGAUAACAGCAACAUUUCCACGUUCAGUUGGACAAAUNCGUUUACUUCAAGCAUUGUUCAAUGCCAGCAAACCUGUGGUGAUCGUCUUGAUGAAUGGACGACCGUUGACUUUAACGUGGGAAGAUCAGUAUGCCACAGCAAUUCUAGAAACAUGGUUUGCGGGGACAGAAACAGGCAAUGCUAUCGCUGAAGUACUCUUUGGAUUUUAUAAUCCUGCUGGAAAGAUAACAGCAACAUUUCCACGUUCAGUUGGACAAAUACCACUCUAUUAUAACCACAAGAACACAGGCCGUGCCUUCAAGGGGACCCCACCCCUUUCUGGGGAACUCCCGCCCCGUCUCCGGGGACCCCCUCCCUCUUUCUGGGAUUUCUCACGAACGGUCGAGCGAAAUUUUAGGAAAGUUUCAGGAGUCGAUAUUUGNCGUUUACUUCAAGCAUUGUUCAAUGCCAGCAAACCUGUGGUGAUCGUCUUGAUGAAUGGACGACCGUUGACUUUAACGUGGGAAGAUCAGUAUGCCACAGCAAUUCUAGAAACAUGGUUUGCGGGGACAGAAACAGGCAAUGCUAUCGCUGAAGUACUCUUUGGAUUUUAUAAUCCUGCUGGAAAGAUAACAGCAACAUUUCCACGUUCAGUUGGACAAAUCCCACUCUAUUAUAACCACAAGAACACAGGCCGUGCGUUUAAGGGGACCCCACCCCUUUCUGGGGAACCCCCGCCCCCUCUCCGGGGUUUCUCAGGAACGAACAAAAUUUGUCAUGGGCGUAAAGUUCCCAGACCCCGUCUUCAUGGACUUCUGGAGGUCCCAAGACCCGAAAAUCCACAGAUUUCAGUAUUUUCGGCUGAAAUUUAUACUGUAGAUGGAGAUCCAAAUACUGAAGACACCCUGGAAAAGCUAGCUUUUCAGGAUGCUAAAAAUUUUCCCGAUCCUACCAAAUUUCUUUGUGAUUUCCUCGAUCGAUAUAAAAGUCGAUAUUUGGAUAUACCGAACGAUCCUUUGUAUCCAUUCGGCUACGGUCUCAGUUACACAACAUUCAGUUUUGGCCCGCUGAAUGUUGAUAAAACUGAACUUCACGGUGAUUCAGAUCAGUUAACGAUUCGUGUUGUUUUAAGUAAUAAUGGUUCGUACGAUGGCGAAGAAGUUGUUCAAUUAUACAUCGGCGAUCCCGUUGCAAGUGUAACGCGUGCUGUACGGGAAUUAAAAAAUUUUCAAAAAAUCUUUCUUCAUGCUCGAGAACGACAAGAACUUUCGUUCCUCGUCACAACAGAAGACUUGAAAUUUUUUGACUCAAACCUCAAUUAUGUUUGGGAAGAGGGCAUUUUCAAUAUCUAUAUUGGUCCUGACUCAGUCAAUACUCAGUCGGUCCAAGUCAUGUGGUUCAAAUCAUAA